CUUAUCAGCUUUAUUGAUAAAUGCUUGGUGCGUUCCAAAAAUAUUACCCAGUUAAAAUUCUUUCCUGAAAAAUUUCAUGAGAUUAAAAAAGAAAAGAAAAAAAACAAUCAUGCUUUUUGUUUCACUUUUAUUUGGAUGCAGAAAAAAUAUAACAUUGUUAACUGCCUGUUUUUCUAUAAAGUUUUGUUAUUAAAGUUUUAGAGAUCUUUUCUCAGUUUAAAAAAGUGAUGUCAUCGACGUUUUGUGCACAAGAAAUUGAAGAAAAUAAAAUCAAUGAAAGCAAAGAAGCUCUUUCACGUCAAAAAUCACUUGAAGCAUAUGAAAAUGCAGUGAAAGGAGAACUAAGUAAGCAACCUGCAAAUCCUAUUUUUAGCGCCAAUGAUGGUUCAGCGGUUUUCCUACCAAAAAAUGCUUUUUCUUAUACUAAAAACUGUAACAUUACAAACAAACCAAAGCCACUAUUAUUUCCAAAACCAAGAAAUAGACAACACGUAAAUAUUAAUGAAAAAGUCAACCUAGCUGGAAAUGUUCAGCAUUCAGGAGUAAAGAUUGAUUCUAAACCAAUAAACAUUGACACACCCACCCAAAUUUCAAAUGAUUCUCCGACAAUUAACAAUCCUAAUGAUUCCUCCAAAAACAAAAUUCAUAGCUUAGAAGACUAUAUUAAGUUGGAAGUGACUGAAACUGGUCCCCCUCCGUUGCCAUCCCGUCCUCCUCCUGUAUUUAAGUAUCCACCAGGAACAUUUUGCAAAGAACAGGAUUUGAAUGAAGCAACGAAAGAACAUCAAAUCAGAUCCUCACAGAACAAGUUUUGCCAAUCUGAUCAAUUAGAUGUAAAUGGUGGUAAAAUUGCUGAGAAUCAAGGAAAUAAACCUUUGCCUGAAUUAGGUGUAGAGGCAAAACAUUGUACCAUGAAAAGUUUUUCGGAAGAAACUAACUCAUUGGGAAUUCAAAAAAAAUUAAUUAGUGCUUUAGUUGAAACAGAAGAAACUAUGAAACCUACACCAACUGCUGAACCAGAAGCUAAUACUAGAAAAAGUAUUCCUAAUGUCGUCUUUAAGAAAAGACCAAUAAAUAUCCCAUUAGCGUCACACGAAAAUAAACCCCCACAACCAUUACCACGACCAGAAUUAUACAACAAAAAAGAAAAGACAUCAGUUCCGUUAGACAUUAACAAGUCAGAAAAAUUAUCACCUGCAGUAAAUAUGGAAUUGCAGACAGACUUUAUUCCUAAACCAAAGGCACAAGUUAUGAGCGUUCCUUGUAAAACUAACAGUUUAUUUCAUCAACGCCUUGAACAAAUAUUGAUUGAACAAAGAAUACGUGAACAAGAAUGUCUUAAUCCUGUUAAUAGUUUAAAGCAACUGUUGGAUGGAAGAUUGGCUGAUGAAGUGGAUGUGAGUCAGUCAACAAUUCAUGAAAAUAUUUCAUCGGCAAGAAAGAUGAGUAUAGAGAAUAAAUCUGAAACUGAUGAAAGUUUUAUACCAAAGACUGAGAAAUCUUUCAAGUCUAAAGUUGAAAAUAUAAGAAUAGAUCCUUCAUCAGCUGAACUAAGAGAUGAAUUAGACAAGAUGGAUUUAAAUCAAGACAUCGUUGCAGAUUUUAGUGCUUUUCAUUCUUUGAAUCGACCAACAUUGCCUCAAAAAAUAAAGUCAACUCAAAGAUCAUUGUCUUAUACAAGUUUAGUGCAAACAGUGAAAGAUAUCAGUACAACAAUUUGGAAUCCUUCAGAUAAAAGUAAAAGAAACUCAACAGGAAUGGCCACAAAAGUAACGGAUCCGGUGGUGAUCAGAAAAAAUGAAGCAGAAAAUUUUGCAUCAGAUGGUAAAUUCUUGGANAACCAAAAAAGUUAG
Messenger RNA from Parasteatoda tepidariorum (common house spider), 1853 nucleotides. RefSeq lists its product as uncharacterized. The record is from RefSeq and is a predicted model, not a curated record. NCBI's taxonomy places the organism in Eukaryota, Metazoa, Arthropoda, Arachnida, Araneae, Theridiidae. Gene Ontology annotation, biological process: intracellular signal transduction; cell surface receptor protein tyrosine kinase signaling pathway.